Messenger RNA from Kazachstania africana CBS 2517, 2184 nucleotides. RefSeq names its product LisH domain-containing protein. The transcript has a single exon. The record is from RefSeq and is a predicted model, not a curated record. NCBI's taxonomy places the organism in Eukaryota, Fungi, Ascomycota, Saccharomycetes, Saccharomycetales, Saccharomycetaceae. Gene Ontology annotation, molecular function: protein binding. Gene Ontology annotation, cellular component: nucleus. The coding region runs from base 1 to 2184 and encodes 727 amino acids.
AUGGCUUCCUCCGCCUUUCAUGUGGGAAAUAAUGCAUCUUCGUCUGAAUUUCAGCAGCAACGUAGUCAGAUAGAAUCUGAACUGCACGAUCUCCAGCAGCCACAAUACCAGCAUAAUAGUGAUGGAGGUAAUGUAAGGGCUCCAUUACCAACGGUCAAUGAGUCUUAUUUGACGAAGCAUGAAGAACAGAUGGCCAAAUUAAAGAAAGCAUUGAAUAAUUAUAUUUACGACUUCUUAAGAAAGUCUGAAUUAGAUAACACUGCAUCUGCAUUUGCUGAAGAAUGUGAUAUCUCAGAAAAUGAGUAUCUGUCAAAUCUUGGAAACAAUAAUGAUGGUGAUCUAUUGGCAGAAUCUAUUGUGAAUACGCCGCAAGGUUUUCUUUAUGAAUGGUGGCAGAUCUUUUGGGAUCUAUUCAAUGCAACAACACGUAGAUGUGGUACAGAGAGCGUAUGUCAGUAUCAUGAUAUUAUUAUCCAACAACAAAAGAAGGAUAUGCAUUUUAGAAAUAUGGCUUCCCAUGCAGCAAAAUUGCAACACAUCGCAGAACAGAAGGGAACUUUUAGAGGUGAGAAUCUUGAUCCAAUGGUGUUUGCAAUACUGGCAUCAGGUGGAUUGUCCGACUCUUCCCCAGCUGUAAUGACAGAUUUUCAGGUCGCGACUAUGAGCAAUGAGGCCGCAUUGCCAAACGGCUCUAGCAACGGGACUUCGGUCGAUAUGUUUCUUAAUCCUAGUUCUAAUAGUAUAUUGCCCUUUAAUGUUCCAUUUAUUCCACCACAUCAUCCCGUGUACAAUGCAAAUAUGCCGACGGCUGGGCCAAGUGGUAUCCUUAAUGCUCCUACUUCGUUUGCCGGUGGAAAGCCAGUUUACUCAACUUACCCAAUGCAAAAUUUAUCGCGGCCAGAUAACUCAAUGUAUGAUAACUCAGACGGUAAUGUAGAUGCCAAUAAUGGUGGCAUGGACAGUGCAACUUCUUCAAACAUGUUUAAUUCGAAUACGAUACAGAAAACGAUACCAAAGGCUCGCUCCGGUACUAACCUAAAAACUACUCAUCUAAAACGAGCAACAAAGUCAUCAAAGCAUCAUGAUGGUCAAUCUCCAGUCCAUGCUGUUAAUACAAUUAUUGAGGGAGAGGUGAGGAAUAAUGCUGAGCAAUAUUCAAAUCACAAUAAUAUGUCUCCCCAUUCUCGAACUAUUUUUGACAAUGAUUUGACAGCAAGAAAUGGUUCAAAGAGUAAAGGGUCUGCAUCUUCAUUAUCUUUAGACAAGGAAAUGAUGGAAGAGGUAAAACACUCUUCGCCUGCCGCCGAUGCUGCUAUAAUCACCAAUAGGCCUAGUUCAUACUCAUUUAACAAUGUGAAUAUUCCGAGUUUCAGUAAUAAACCAAUAGCAUCUAGUCCUUUAUAUAUUGUGAACGAUUUUCAUGAUGUUACUACAACGAAUAGUUCUCCUCGAUCUACUGAUAAUCUACCAAGAAAGGCAUUAAAUAAAGGUGCGAAAAAGAAGAAAAGACAAAGUAUAACAACUACAUCCUUUUCUGUAGCGCCAACGUCCACGUCCACAACGGAUAGUUUGAAAUCAAGUCAACCUAGGAACAAAUCCUACGGAAAUUUUUCAAGUAUAAAAUUUGCAAGUAACAGGACCAAGAACAAUCUCCGUACGAAAUCGAAAUCAAAUACGAAGCACAGUUCUCAAGUGAGAAAUGCUCCUCAAAAUUCUAAUACAGAUAAUAAAGGCAGCAUCACUUCUCGUAGUAUGUUUAGCCUGCACGAUACUCAAGGCUCGCCUUUACACGACACGCGGCCUUUAUCUCACGAUACAUACAAUCCUGUCGACUACCAUUUCAAUAACAAUGCUGCUGAGGACCUACUAGUAAUGAACUCGGUUUUACCUGAACGAAAUUUCCUCAAUUCUAUCGAUCCUCAUCAAAAUACAGACAAUAACGACGGGAAGGUAAACCCCUCAAACGAAGGAUUAAGCAUUAUAGAUAGAAAAGAUACUACCGACGCCACAGUGACUAAUAGUGAGCAUGAGAAGCCUACGACCUCGGAAGACAAAACUGGCACAAGGGACACGGCCGACAACAACAACAACCAAAUGAGCAUAGAUAACGUAGACAUUCAUGAUUAUGAUCUAGACAUACUAGGCUCGGCAGCAGGAGAUUUUAAUCUUGAAAACUGGCGUUAA